AUAAACAGAAAAUGGCGCAGUCUGUGAGGCAACCAGCGACUUUAGGAGCCAUGAACCUCAAACCUAAAGAAGACAACACCAGGACAAGUUACUUCUACAAUGUGAAGUCCAGGUUGGGAUCCAAGCUGCCGGCCGGCGUCUCCCAACCUCCACAGUUUGCGAAGCCCCCCUGGGACAUACCACUUCAGGCCCAAAUGAUGCGCGGGGCCACAGCCAGCGUGCAGCAUCAGAACCGGCCCAUUGUGAGCCGGCCCCUGGACCACAUCCCCCAUAUCAGAAACCCCAAGCUACGGCAGUACUACCUGCAAGGGACGUCCUGGGAUCUAAACACUACUUUGGCUAAAGGGGCUGAACCAUCAGAUGGCAGCACAAGCAGUGGGCUGAUCUCGACGGUAAAGACCAGCUCUGGCAGUGACGGAUCCUCUCAGACAGAACUGGACUCUGAACCUAAAGAGAAUCCGGCGGACGAGGAGGAUCAGGAUCGUUUAGAGACACUCGGCGCUCAGCCUCAGUCCCCCUCACCAGAGGCAGAGUAUGACAAACUGCUGGAUGUGGAGGCGGUGUCGCUGCCUGACGGACAGCUCUGCUUGUUGGCGCUUCCACCAGAAUUCUGUCAGGGAGAGGGUCCAGAGGCCGUGCUGUACCUCAAACUGAUCUGCCGCUACAUCACCGACGGCAAGGGCGUGGUUGCUGGUAUCCUGCUGGUGACGUCUAAUAAAAUCUUCUUUGACCCGAGUAAGACUCAUCCUCUGGUGAAGGAGCAUGGCUGUGAGGAGUACCUCCUGUCCUGCUCUGUCGACUCUCUGACAUCUGUCUCCUUCUUCUCUGACAUCUCCCACAUCCACUUCAACAUCGCCCAGCAGAGGAGAGACAAAAAAGGAAGGAACUUUUUCAAGAAGCUCAAAAAUGCCAAACGCCGAGCAGGCUGCCUCAGAAACCACAAGGAGGGGGAGGCUCUUUCAGCUCUGGCUUCAUCACAGUCCAAGGUUGCCUCAGAGGAGGAGGAGGCAGAGAGCAGAGACAUGGUGGAGGCUGAGCGGGAGCUGGACCGCAGCUCUCGGGAGGUGUUGUCAGAGGAGUCUGUGGGUGGCCUGGCUGGCCUGAGCAGCACCACCUUCUGCUGUGGAGGUCAAGACACGGAGAGUAACACAGAGGACACAGACAAGUCCUCUGUGGACAGUCAGAACGCAGUGCCUCGAAGGACAUCUUCAGGGAGCCUCGGGGGCUGGAUGUUUGUGCGGCUGCGGGUUCAGUCGCCUUCAGGAAAGAAGACGGGUUCAAGCAGAACGUUACCCAGGAGGGACGCCUGGCUGGCUCUGUCACAGGAAAGCUCCGACGAGCUGCGGACCUACCUGAAGCGCCUCCGGCCAGACCUGCGCGUGCUCGAGGGAGAGGAAGAGGGGGACCACGACGAAGAGGGGUUUGUUCUCAUUGAGGACCAAGGAGAGGAGGAGGAGGAGGAAGAGGAGGAGACGCUCUCGACGCAGCUCAGCUCAGGGGAUGACUGGGAGAUGGUGCCGAUGGAGGAGAGCAAGGACAAACCAGCUCUGGUCAUCGACCGGGAACCUGAAGGGCUCAGUAAUGUCGUGGAGGGCAGCCAUAUUUUGGAAGCCUCACACGUCAAGGAGCUGUGUAAGGAGCUGCCCCCCAGGACCGUCGGCCGCACGUGGCAGCUGACCUACAGCACGUCGCGUCACGGCGCCAGCCUCAAGUCUCUGUACAGAAAACUGGGCUCCACAGAUUCUCCUGUGCUGAUCGUCAUCAAGGACGCACUUGAUGAGGUUUUCGGAGCCUUCCUGUCCCACCCUCUGAGACCCAGUGAGACGUUCUACGGUACUGGAGAAACCUUUCUCUUCAUGUUGCGUCCUCGAUUCAAGUGUUUCAGGUGGACUGGAGAGAACUCCUUCUUCAUUAAAGGAGACUUGGACUCCUUUGCAGUUGGUGGAGGAAGUGGCCACUUUGGGCUGUGGGUGGAUGAGAGUCUGUAUCGGGGCCGCAGCAGCCCUUGCUACACCUUCAACAACUGCUGCCUCUCUGAAACCGAUGACUUCCGCAUCAUGGAGCUGGAGGUGUGGACGCUCAGCAGCUGAGGAGAAGCGAUGGCUUCUUCCUGUUGGACUCGGUCACCGCUUGAAUAAAAGUAUCU
Molecule: messenger RNA, 2146 nt
Organism: Nematolebias whitei (Rio pearlfish)
Lineage: Eukaryota; Metazoa; Chordata; Actinopteri; Cyprinodontiformes; Rivulidae
Product: nuclear receptor coactivator 7
Biological process (GO): response to oxidative stress; regulation of transcription by RNA polymerase II
Cellular component (GO): nucleus
Source: RefSeq, a predicted model, not a curated record